Molecule: messenger RNA, 3648 nt
Organism: Notechis scutatus (mainland tiger snake)
Lineage: Eukaryota; Metazoa; Chordata; Lepidosauria; Squamata; Elapidae
Source: RefSeq, a predicted model, not a curated record
GGCUAAACUUCCUCCAAGCAAAUAUACAAAACUGGUUAACAGUUAUCAGAAACAUUUGGUUGCAGUUAUUGCUGUCCAAGGAGGUCACACCAACUAUUGAAAGCACAAGUUCAUAUACUUUUGCCACACACAAAGAGAAUCUCCCAAGCCGCUUCAAAUUUAAGGAGUAUUGUCCAAUGGUAUUCCGAAAUCUACGGGAAAGAUUUGGGAUUGAUGAUCAGGACUAUCAGAAUUCUGUGACCCGGAGUGCUCCAGUAUACAAUGAUAGCCACGGGCGAUGUGGAGUUCGCUUCCUUACCACCUAUGACCGGCGGUUUGUCAUCAAGGCAGUGUCAAGUGAAGAUGUUGCAGAGAUGCACAACAUUCUAAAGAAAUACCAUCAGUUCAUUGUGGAAUGUCAUGGGAAUACACUUUUACCCCAGUUUCUUGGCAUGUAUAGGCUUACAGUAGAUGGUGUGGAAACCUACAUGGUAGUUACAAGGAAUGUAUUUAGUCACCGGUUGACAGUGCAUCGGAAAUAUGAUCUCAAGGGUUCAACAGUAGCAAGAGAAGCCAGUGACAAAGAAAAGGCGAAGGAUCUACCAACCUUUAAAGACAACGAUUUUCUAAAUGAAGGCCAAAAGCUCCAUGUUGGAGAGGAAUGUAAAAAAAAUUUCCUGGAGAAAUUGAAGCGAGAUGUUGAGUUUCUUGCACAACUGAAAAUCAUGGAUUACAGCUUGCUGGUUGGAAUUCAUGAUGUUGAUCGAGCUGAGCAAGAAGAGAUGGAAGUUGAGAACCGGACAGAAGAUGAAGAAUGUGAGAAUGAUGGCAUAGGUGGGAAUCCAAUUGGUUCCUAUGGGACUCCACCUGACAGUCCUGGUAACCUUCUCAACUUCCCACGUUUCUUUGGGCCUGGGGAGUUUGAUCCAUCUGUGGAUGUCUAUGCUAUGAAAAGCCAUGAAAGUGCCCCUAAGAAGGAAGUAUAUUUCAUGGCAAUUAUAGAUAUCCUUACACCUUAUGACACAAAGAAAAAAGCAGCACAUGCUGCCAAAACGGUGAAACAUGGGGCUGGAGCAGAAAUUUCCACUGUCAAUCCCGAACAGUAUUCAAAACGCUUCAAUGAAUUUAUGUCCAAUAUCCUGACAUAGUUGUCUUCCUGUUGUUGGCAGAAAAGGAGGGAGAAGAAUAGUAGAGGGUGGGGGGGAGUAGUGUUUUCAGUUCUACAGGAAUGCAGCCCAGUCUGCUGGAUAUGGUAUUCUGUGAGUGUGUGAUGACAGUCUGACCUAGCAGAAAACUAACCUCUAGAUGUGGGCCUCAAACCUGGUGGAAAAUGAGACUAUUACUCUCUUCUAUUUUGGUUGCUAAUAUAAAUAUCCAAACAUAAACCUGGGGAAUAAAGUAGUGUUAAGAUUUGCACUUUUCUUUGAAAAGCAUCAGUUUCCAAAUGGUCAGAUGUUAAUGUGAACACAUAACAGAAGAUAUAAAUGAUGGUUUCCUUCGAUUGAACUAUGGCUGUUCUCUCAGAGCAAAUUCUCUUUGUUGCUUUCUCUAAGGAUUGGACAAGUGAUGCCCUGUCAUUUCAAGGACAAGAACUGCUAUAACAAUUAAGGAAAGCCAUUUUAAGUUAGUUGAACAAGGACUUUUUACUUCCGGUCUUUUGAUAUCCCACUUUCAUUUUGCAUUGUUAUUUCAAAAAAGUGAGAAUAUGAGGGAAUUAGAUGACUGCUUAAAUUUUUAUGCAAUCAAGGGAGAAAAAAAAAACAGUUCCAGAAGAAUCCACAUUUCUAAUGAAAUACGAUACAAUUUCUUGGUGGAGAGCAUGAAGAGGUGAGAUAACUUCAUGGAAAUAAUACUUUGAUAAGCUGCAGACACAUUUGUACUGAGUUGGAUUACAACUUGGAUUAAGUUAUCUUUAAUAAUGAUCUACCAGAGCUAAAUUAUUCAUGGUUCAAACUUUUAUACCUUGAUCUGGUUGUAAAUGGUGUAAAAUGAUAUUUUCCUGUUUAAAAAAAGGUACCACUUCUUUGUAACAUCUUAUGCUGUGAACCAUUGUGUUAGAAAUAUUAGCUUUUGAUCAUUCCAUUUGGGAAGAAUCUAGUUUCAGAAUAUAGGGAAAAUGUAAUAAAUUGUUGAAGGUGACUGCUUUUAACCACUAGGACAGAUUGUCCUGCUAAUCCAGAUUUUUGGAAUAAGUUGCACUAGUUCAGUUUUUUUAAAAGAAUCCAAACUCUUGCAUCAUUUGAAUUACAACUUUUUCUUGUAAUCUACAGACUGAUGUUGGAUUUCACAACUGUACUUGUCAAAACUGAAGAUUUUGACUUCAUUUAUUCCAUUUUUUCAAUAUUCUUAUGAGGAUGGAUUGUUUAUAGAUUUUUUUAAAAAGAGGGAUAUGGCAAAUUAUGAACCACCAACUUGCAAUCAAGACCCUUUGCUUACUCUUUCUGAAUGUGUUUCUUACACAUGCUUUUUUUUGUAUGUGAUUGUUGGGGUGUUAAUGUCCUGUGCCUUCUGCUUUGUGGAUUUUGUCUUUUUUGGAAGUAAGGUAAAUAUUUUUUUUCUUUCUUUGUUGCCCUCAAGUAUGUGUAUUCUUUUGGAUGAGAUUUUUCACAUAAAUAGCAACAAAAUGCAUAAUGCAUUCCAUGAUUCCAAAGUCAUAUUUACAAGGCUUAAAAAUCAUGGAAUAUGCUGUACAUACCAUAAGAUUUUUUAAGGCAUAAAUUACAAAUUAGAGAUUUGAACGAUUUUUUCACCUACAUUUCAAAGCAGAUUUCUUUUAUUAGAAGCGACAAUGUUUUAUCUUUCCCAAUUGGUUUUAUCAUAAAAUUAAUGUGAAUUUAGGAACUUAUUUCAAAAGGCAGGCAUGGAUAUGGAUAUGUUGAUAGGCUGUAAAUUUUUUGGAAACUCAAAUGGUGCACUUAAAAGUUCAAUGUAAAAUAGAAAAUUUGGUCUACCCCUGCCUUAACUGGGAAUUUCAUUUUUAGCUCCUUUUGCUUACAUUUUAAUUAAAAUUGGUAAACAUUAACUUAAAAUGCUGUUUUUUACAAUUUUUACAAAUAUUUGCCAGCUUUAAUCUAUUUAGGAGUUAGUCAGUGUACAGUUUUAAAAAACUAUGAAAAGAUGUGUUACCUGGUUGAUUCAUUUAUAGAAGACACUUGAAACAACCAAUAAUGGGCACUCAGGCAGAAAGAACAAACUCUCAGUCUUCGCCUCCUCUUACUUUCUCUUCUCAGUCUUCUCUGGCCUUUGCCUCUCUUGUCUGUAUCUGUGCUCUCUCCAGUCCCACAAUCCAUUUCCAGAAGUUUUUCUUUUUAACACCUUUAAUAUCCUGUUCUUUUAUCUUCAACUGCCUUCAUAUCCUGACAAAAGCCACCCAACCAUCUGUUGAUUCUAUUCCAUGCUCAUUGUUUAAAGUCCUCUUUGAUGUACAUACGUUGUGCUUAGAUGUUGAAUUUGAGUUUUACUCAGAUAUCUCUCAAGAGGAUUCGAAAUAUAUCCCUAAACUCACCUUUAGUUCCCUGUUUGAUUUUUGUAUUCUGUCAUACAUGCCAUUGAGUUGUUAGUCCUUACAUUUUACCCAGUGUUGGGAUUCAAUUUUUUUUACUACCGGUUCUGUGGGUGUGGCUUGGUGGGCGUGGCUUGGUGGACAUGGCAGGGGAAGGUUACUGCAAA